This is a messenger RNA of Lindgomyces ingoldianus, 961 nucleotides long. Its product is annotated as DUF862-domain-containing protein. Lineage: Eukaryota; Fungi; Ascomycota; Dothideomycetes; Pleosporales; Lindgomycetaceae. Gene Ontology annotation, biological process: protein deubiquitination. The record is from RefSeq and is a predicted model, not a curated record. The coding region runs from base 149 to 961 and encodes 270 amino acids. The transcript is spliced from 4 exons. Gene Ontology annotation, molecular function: deubiquitinase activity.
AACGCGGCUACAACUCUUCUUUCUCCACUAUGCCUCUAUUCCUUUCCCCUCCUUCUUGUAGUUUACCUCUCCACUGAAGGGCAGGCCCUGACCUUUUUGCUCCUUUUCUUCCCUCCCCAGUCCCUCUUGAUACGCCCACCCUCUCGCCAUGUCUUCCUCAACGCACUCAAAAGCUUUGAGAAAGAGCUCGGUGAGCCACCGAUCGACCCUGUCGCUUCAGAAGACGGAGAUCAAGAUUCACGUUUAUGAUUUAUUACCGCCUGGAAAAGUCUCGUCAGUCCUCUGGGCCAUUGGCAGCUCUCUCCUACACUCUGGGGUUGUUAUCAACGAUAAAGAGUACGCAUAUGGUGGCCAUGAUCAGCGCGGGAUGACUGGCGUGUAUUGGACAAAACCAGGCCAAGAACCACCUGGAGGCACAUUUCGACAAGAAAUUCUCCACGGAUUCUCAUUUCGACCCGAGGAGGAGCUCAAAGUUAUCAUACAUGAGGCUUCAGAACAAUUCCAGGGCACCUCCUACAACCUUCUCACAAAAAACUGCAAUCACUUUACCUCACAUCUCUGCGAGAAACUCACGAGUCGGCCUGCUCCCGGCUGGCUAAAUCGCGCUGCCAGCAUAGGUGUAGCUCUCCCUUGCGUCGUACCACGGGAAUGGAUAGCACCACCGGAUCAUGAUACUGCGGAUGGAGAGCUCCUUGGCGAGGACUUUGAAGACGAAAGAUCAUCGAUGCUGCGAAACGACUACCGGCGGCGGCACCGAGCAUCGGAAGAUGACCAGGAAAACUGGGACAGUGAGAUGGAUCGCAUAUCUAGCAGUAGCCACGGAGGUAGCGGCGGAAGCUCAAGAGGGCAUCCUCGGCACGCGUCCCGAAAUGAUGUCCCCCGACUCGUCUCGAUCAAAGACUCUCAUGGUAGGGAGAUUCCUCCAGCGGAGAGAGCUCCAUUGCCGAGACGAAUAACAUGA